UGAUGAGUCAUAUUGAUCAUCUGUGUUUGAAAGUUUGGUUUUGAAAAAAUCAAUGAUCCAGUGGUAAAUCGACAUUAACAUUGAUGUUCAUCUCAAAUUCAUCCAUAUUAUUAUUUUUAUGUUUGUGUAUGUGUGCGUUUAUCUCAACUUUGUGACAAUUCAAUUCAUUGCAAGAAAAAAGAAUGUUUUCCAAAUAUUCAAAUAUACGGAUUUCUAAGAAUUCUUCAUCAGCAGUGGAAAAUGUUUCAUUAAAUCUGACCAAAGAAUCAUUUUAUCCACCUUUAUCCUUCAUUCAAAAAUCUGAUCCACAUCGUUCAUUCAUAUCAGCCAGAUUUGAAAUUACUGAUGAUUGUGAAACCUCGCCAUUAUCAUCAACAUUAGUUGGAUGUUGUUCAUCAGGAUCGGAAUGUUGUUGUUCACCAUCACCAUUGGUACCAACAAAAGAAGCAUUGACCAGCUGUUCUAAUCUUAAUUCAUCAUUUCAAUCCAAUUUUUAUGAUAGCCAUAAUAAAUUCAUUAUGACCACCGAUGUGACACCGACGAUGGCAAUGACCACAUGUACCAAUGAACAAUCGCCAUCAUCGAUAACAGCCAGAUUUAGCGAUCCGUUGGGUUCGCCUCCAACAGUUUCGUCUGGCUUUUCAGAUGAUUAUUAUUAUGGUCCAUCAUCGGGUGAAUUUUCAUCAUCGGCAAAUGGUGAUUCCAUGUCCAUAAAUCCACCGCCGUUAUCAUGUAACGAUAAUAAUUAUUGGGCACUCAUUUCUAAAAAUGAUAAUUUUCAAUUGAAACUUGAAUCUCGAGAAAAUUUUGUCUGUUUCAUUGGUUCUGAUUUUGUUCUUCGACAACAAAAACAAAUACAAUCAUCAAGCAACAAAAAAAAUAAAGACGAUCAUCAAGCAGUAUUGAUUUAUGCCAGCGGAUCAUUUCAUCUUAAAGAUCUUGAUUCGAAAUUCGGUACAUUUGUAAAUGAACUUCGUGUACGGUCUCGUAGUUUCAUACGUUUGAAUAUUGAUGAUGAAAUUCGUUUUGGUUUUGGUCCGGAUAUUUAUCAAUUAAAACAUUUACCAUUGAAUCAAAUCAAUUGUAAUCACAGCCCACACAUUCAACGAGUGAAUAUCAAUAAAGAUGAUGAAAACCAUUAUCGAUCGACAACGCCUUUAACAACAAUGAAAAAUGACAAUAUAAAUGAGUUUAUCGUACUUGGUAACGAACACGACAAUGUUUCUGUUAAUAAUGAUGACAACAAGCAACUGAAACAAAAUUCAAUAAGCAAUCCAUUAGCAUCACCAACGGCUUUUAAACAAUCACCAAUGAAUAAACUUUUUCGUAUUAGCAUUAGAAAAAAUGAUAAAAAAUCUGAUCCAGUUAAACGUGGAUCGAAAAAGAAUGCGAUACAAGCAUCGACAUCUACAGCUUCAUCAGCAUCAUCAUCAUCAUCAUCCAAAUCCUCAUCAUCGCAUAAUAAACUAUCUCCAUCGUCUUUUUCCCUGAUGUCAUCAUCAUCAUCAUCAUCAUCUCAAUCAUCAACGCCAGUGACUUUAACAAAUUAUACACAACAGCCAACGUCAUCAUCAUCUUCGAUGUUCAUGUCGGCCAUGAAAAUGGUAAAAGCUCGAUUCAAAAAGAAAUCUUCAUCAGCCACGGUCUCUGCUAAAGAUAAGAAAGAAUCAGUAUUUAUUUGUUCAGGUAACGAUGACAUUACCUUCAUCCGUUAUCGUCACAAUUUUGAAAAAAAUCAUCCGCCCAUUCAUCAACAGAAUAAAAUCGAACCAUGUUCAAUAUCAGCUCCAGAAUCACCUAAUCAAUCUCGUCAUCAUGUCUAUCAUAGUCAUACAUAUCAGAAUACAGAAUUCCUAAGAAAAUUAUCUGAUGAUUAUCCGUUUACUUCACAUUCUGGCUUUCCUUUCAUUACAGAUGAACAUGAAUAUGAUGAAGUAACUCCUGAUUUGAACCUGGAUAAUGAUGCCGAUGAUGAUGAAGAAGUUCCUAGUUGUUGUUCUGAUGUUAGUGAACAACAAUGGACCUGUGAAUCUAAAGCAUCAACCAAUGUUGAUGAUAACAAUCAGCAUUUCAAUCAUAAUCAUCACACAUUGUGCCCAUCAACACCAUUACAAUUACUGCAGCCGAAUUCGCCGUCCUUAAAAACGAAGCAUACUUCUGUUAUGAAUACAGCAACAAGUGUUCAACAAGAUUGUGGCUUGUAUCUGGAAAAUCAUCAUCACGAUAUUAUCGACACUGAUGAAUACAAUGCGUCUCAUUCACAUGAAUGUUUUGACGUUGAAAAUCACACAUCGACACAAGCAAUAUCCACUUUAUCAACGAUCCAUCAUUUGCCACAUCUAAACAGUGAAGAUCGUCUGAACAAUAAUAGUAGCUUAGAUUCAAACAUUGUUCACUUUGAAUACUUGAAAAAUUUAAAAAACAACAAGUUUGAAUCAAACACUAGCAGCGACAUCAAAAUGGACAGCUGCGAAAAAUCUAUUAAUUCAUCAACGAUCUUGUUCGAUGAUGAGAAACGAACAAAAUUACAUCAACAAGAAUCAAAUGAUGAGUCGUUUUGCCAAAAUAACGUCAUAAUUUCACCACUAUCAUCAUCAUCGUCGCAUCAACAAGAAACGGCGACAAUGACAACAAUCGAAACUACUACUGUCACAUUUGGCUCAACAUCUUCCUUAUUAUUAUAUACGAGUCCGAAACAGUCAUCGGUUACAUCGACUACAUCAACUAUUAAUAAUCAUAUCCAGUGCAGUGAUUGUAACGUUCAACAUCGAGUUGAUUAUAUUUGCCAAAAUAAACUAGAAAGGCAAAAAGAUAAAAUCGUUUUUUCUGGUGACGAUGGAAAGUGUCGAGGUAGUUCAAUAAAUUUUUCAUAUUCUGCUUCUGCUGUUGGUGAAAAAGAACAAGUCAAUUCAGCUAACAAAACUCUAUUCAAUUUUGAACAAUGGUUACCUUUGACAACGACAACGGUGGAAACCGCUACGGCAACGGCAUCUGUCAAUGAAACAACCUUGAAGCACAGGAACAAUAUCGAACAACAUUUGAAUCAGUUAAACAACAAAUCAAUACAUAAACAUAGUGGUAGGCAGCAACUAGUCGUCGUACCGGUUGAUUCAGAUUCAGGUGCCGUAACUGAUGCCGAUACAAACGAUCUUUAUGAUAUUGACGAUAUUGGACAUUUGAGACGAGGACAACGACGACCAUCCUCAUCAUCAUCAUCAUCGACAAAAAUAACCAGUUCAUUUGACCAUUAUCAUACGGGAAAUCUUCUUGCAUCGACCAGUAGUGGACAAUCAUCAUUAGGAACAUCGACCACAUUGGCUAAUUUGAAUAAUCAUAACGAAUCUCAAUCGUCUUCAUUGGAACAUGAUGUUGAAUUUGAUUAUCAACAACAACAUGGUAAUUGUACCAAAACUCCUCAGCCACAAUCAUUGCCAGUAUUUAUGCAACAGCCACGUUCUCGUCAUUCAAUUGGUGGCAUGGCAUUUGUGAUUGAUUUCAAUGAUAAUGUUAGUCAUAAUAAAACUCAUUAUUCUACUUGUAAUAAUUAUAACAAAGGUCAAAAAGAUAACAGAAGACCAUCACCACUUUUAUUUAACAAUCCAAAUACUAAUGUAAAUUGUAUGAGUGAUGUUGAACAACAAAUGACUAAUGUAUCUCCUCAUACUGGAAAUUCGAAUACUGCCACCAAUGACAUUACGAUAACUGCGACAUCAGUGAAACGAUUGUCAAACGUAACAUCUGUACCACCGACUGCAUUAAACAAAACUAAUAUUGCUUAUGUGUUCGAUGUAAAUGAUAUGAACGAUAAACAGAAGCCAUCUAUUGAAUUGUCAAACGAUUCCGGUCACACCCAAUAUCAUUCAUCAUCAUCGAUGAAGAAAAGUGAUACUUAUGAUAAAAAAAUCAAUAAACUAUUGGCAAAUGAUAUGAAUAACGACAAAGACAAUCUUGUCAAAAAUGAUUAUCAAAAAAAUCCUAAUAAUCAUUGUUCAGUAACAAUACCUUUAUCAUCAACUACGGAGAUCAAUGAAAUGUCGAAGAAUAUAGAGACAAAUUCGAAUCGAAUUAUUUCAGGUGUCGAAAUGAUAGAUGAUGAUAAAAGUCGUCAUAGUGAUGCAACACUACAACAAUCAACAUCACGGCGAAGUGCUCAAUUAAGUGAGUCUGCUGUUUACUUGAUUAAUCGAAUGUUUGAGCAUAAUAAUUAUCAACAUAAUCCUCAUCAUCAUCGUAGCAAUAGUACGAAUAGCCAUGGAUGUUAUGAUUUGGGUGAUGAUGUUGAUUUUGAUAAUCAUCAUCGACCAGAAGAAUAUUUUGACGGUGGUGAGCAUUAUGGUCACAUUCCUCAUGCCAACAAUGUAAAACCGUCAAUCAAAACAUCAGCAACUAAAACAACAAAACCACAUUUAAUAGCCAAAUCACCUAAUAGUCAUAGUAUCGAAUAUGAUGAUGAUUCAUUGAGUUUAAUGAAUUCUAUUAAAGAUCGAUCACAUACUUUGGCAGUCCAAUCACAUCGGUCAUCAUUACAUCGACAUACUCCUAAAUCCUCAGUAUCCGAUAGCGCUGAUACCAUGACUUGUAUGGAUAAACAGUUAAUCGAUUCGAACAUCAAUAUUGUUGACGAUGAUGGUGAAUUAAGCGAUACUGGAACGUAUGUUAUCGAUAUUGAUGAGCUAACGGGAGAAAAACUUAGACGAAAAUCAGAAAAUGUUAUGAAUUCAAAAAAAACAAUCCAUAAAUCGUCUACGAAGAAAAAAUCUGCUCAACCCAAACAUCAGCUCGCCGACGAUGAUGACGAGAUCCGAAUUAAAUCAUCCGAUGGAGAUUUAGGUGUCGGCAGUGGACCUAUUGCUCGUUGUAAUGAUGGUGAAGGUGGUAACGGUGAAACUAAUUCCGAUGAAUUUGGUUACGAAGAAGAUGACGAUGAUGAUGAAGAUAAGCUUGAAGUAGCCCGAAAACAGAUUGAUGAACUAUUCAGUAAUUAUGAGAAACAGAAAAAGAAUAGUAGCCAUCAACCACUAAAGAAAGAUGCAACAUUCACUCGAUCGAAACGUCGUUCCAGCUGUUCAGAAGUUAAUAGUUCAUCGACAUAUCAUAAUGACAAAUCAUGUCGACCAAAUCAAAUGAUUGGUGUUCAACAAUCAACUCAAUUAUUUAAUGUUAUCGACGAUACAGUUGUACAUUCAAAAAACACCGGUGAUAAAUCUAAAAAAAGAAUUAGUAGUGAAUUAAUGAGCGCAUUCAAGAGGAUUAACUCCAAAUUAGAAAAAACAGCUCGACUCGGAAAGUUAUCAUUGUUGUCAUCUUCGUCAACUAGUUGCACACCGUUAGUCGGUACCGAUAAUACCAACACAAAUGAUGACAAUCAUCAUUCAACAAAAUCGGUUUCAGCACAAUCUAAACUACCAAUAAAGUGUCGUUCAGCACCUUCGACGCCAUUAUUGGAUGAUCGUAAACAUUCGGCCAAUAAUCGAUUGUGUAGUCGAAACAUUAACGGUAAAUCCAGGAUCUCGUCAGCAAUUCCAAAUAACGAAUAUUCAUCCUCAACUGAACGAAUUGAUAAUGAUGAUCGUCAACAACGAGCUCGUAGUGGAUCGAUAACAUCUAACAAUUCGGCCUCUUCUAGCUUACGUUUCAAUCGUGCAUUUGCAUUGCGUCGUGCUCGUCUCGGUAUGGAUACUUGUGGUGUGGAAAUUUCCGAACAAUCUGCUAAUAAGGCUAAAGAAUCACAAAAAAUAAAUUCAUCUAAAACGACAAAACUAUCAUCACCAGUAUCAUUUAAACGGAAUGAUGGUGGAAGAUUCAGUCUUCGGGUACCAGGCGCUCGAAUUCCGUUCAACACUUGUAAUCAGUCGACAAAAGGAUCACGAAAACCACCGUCUUCUUCGACGACGGUGGUUCCGCCAACUAAUCGAAAAGUACUGAAACAAUCACCGGUUUCGAGUAAAAUCCCAACAUUGAAAUCCUAUUCAGCAUCAUCAUCCGUUUGUUCAUCUAUUGAAAAUCUUUCGAAUGGUCCUGUAAAAGGCAAGGCGAAAGAUAGUAAAUCAUUGUCUUCCAUAGAUCAUCGUAAUCAAUCACAACGCAGAGUUAUUCCUCAUUCAGACAAUGAAAUUCAAUUCGAUGCCGAAUGUUCGUCAUGUGAUGAUGGCGAAAUACUAACAUAUCCUGCAUUACCUUUCACACGUUUCGGCAGACGCUCAUUACGUUUUAUGCCAUCAUCUGGUUGCAAUGAAAAUAGCACACCAUGGCUAAAAUCGCUUUCAAAUAAAUCUGUCGAUUCAAAUGCCGAUAUUGUUAACAAACGGAAUAAGGCAGAAAUACAACCACAGCCGAUUAAUCAAGGUUCAUAUUCCUUAUUUGGUGGAUCACGUCGAACAUCUUCAGCUAAUAGUUAUUGCUCGGAGAGCGAGAGCCAAAAUUACAGUUCUGCUAUUGAACCUUCAUCACCUUCUAUUGUUGAUCCUAGAACAGCUAGGCCAAUCGUCCCUCCGUUUCAGGUUGGGAAACGUUUCUUUUCCACUAAACCACACCGAAUGGCACAAUUUGAUAAGGAUUUCAACACCAUUAUCCAUGGCCAUCAUUCUGCUAGUGCUAAUCCAUCACCAAUGCGACAAUUAUCAGCCGAUCCUAAUUUGAUGACUCAUUCAGUUACCGAAUGUUUAUUAUCGGAUCGUUCAAGUAUUGAUGGCAAAAGACAAGAAAUCAAAUCAAACGAAAUAUCCGCAGCAUCCACAGCCAUUGCAUCUAGCAUAAAUGCCCGGAUAUUUUCCAUUUCUCCAUUGGAUUCAUUAGUAAUAUCCGCUAUCAAUCAAUUGUCUUCUAAACUUCGAACAAGAAUGCGAGAUUUCCUUGAACGUGAACGCUAUAAUCAUUUGCUUGGAUCCGAAGCUCGAACAUUGAUUGAUGAAAUUUUACCUCAAGUAAACACUAAUGGAAACGGACCUGAUUCAUCAAAAUCUAAUCAAAUACGUAACAAUUAUAAUCAUGAUUCAUCAAAUAUUAGUCGUGAUCUGUCGAAUAUAUUGAAAAAUUUGAAAAAAGUCGAACAAAUUUUCGAUGUUUUCUCCAUGGUUGUCGAACCGUAUACAAAUGAAUCAAAAAUUGUCGAACUCCACAAAACAGAUGGCCCAAUCAUAACGAACGCCUCAGAUACUGAUACUAGCGGAAGUGAUGAUGGUACAAAUGGAUCGGUAGUCAUAGCCAAUUGCACAAGUACCGAAACAUCUAUAAAUCGAUCACGACGAUCACCAUUUAUAAUCCCUACCCAACAAUCAUCAGCAAAAGCCUUUUCUCAAUCACCACCAUCAUCCGAAUCAUUAUCCCAAUCACGAUCAGGAUUCUUUAUUGAAAUUUAAAGUGACCUUUUUAAAAAUCAUCAAUAUCAUUACGAUAAUUUACUUAAAAGAUUUAAGAUAAAAUUUGAAUUGAUUUACCUAAAAA
Molecule: messenger RNA, 7443 nt
Organism: Dermatophagoides farinae (American house dust mite)
Lineage: Eukaryota; Metazoa; Arthropoda; Arachnida; Sarcoptiformes; Pyroglyphidae
Molecular function (GO): protein binding
Source: RefSeq, a predicted model, not a curated record